This is a messenger RNA of Coffea arabica (coffee), 1283 nucleotides long. Its product is annotated as protein LOL5-like. NCBI's taxonomy places the organism in Eukaryota, Viridiplantae, Streptophyta, Magnoliopsida, Gentianales, Rubiaceae. The record is from RefSeq and is a predicted model, not a curated record.
CUACAAAACAUGCUUUUUUGCGUUAGUUCAGUGAUAUUUUUAGCCAACGAAUAAAUUUAGUGACAUGAACAAGUACUAGUGUGUAGUUUAGUGACACUUUUGGCAAUUUGCUCUUUGGGCGAUAGCCACCCGGAAGAAAAAAGUAUGGCAUCAGAGGAAGACUACUAAAAAGAGAGAAUGGGGACUGAGGAGAAAGACCUCGUCAAAGGAGGAGGAGGAGGAGGAGAAGAAGAUGAUGAUGAUGAUGACGACGGCCCACCGCCUGGAUUUCAUUGCAUUGCUACCCAAAUAGAAGAAAAUUUAGUUAAGGAAGAAAAAGAUGCAGAAAUUAAUGAAAAUGAAGAUGAUGAAGAUGAAGAUGUCGAUGGUCCACCACCUGGAUGGUCUUCAAUUCCUCCUGCAACCUUUCAGCCAGUUCACCCUUCUGACGUAGAAAUGUCGGACAAGCAAAAAGAGGAUGAAAAUGAAGAAGGGCCUCCACCUGGGUGGCACUCAGUUCCACUGGCCUCACAGUCAUCAGAAGCUGUUCUUGCUGAUACACAAACGGGAAAUCAUGAAGACAGAACCAAAUACAUUGAUGAAGGGUCCCAACCAGGGCAGAAAUCUGUACCUCCACUGAAGUUGCUUCCACCUACACCACCUCGACCACUACCUGCAGUAUCAUCUCCUUCGGAAAAGGGUCAGAUGGUUUGUGGUUCCUGCCGGCUGUUGCUUGCGUAUCCUCCAGGAGUCAAAUAUGUCCAGUGCUCUUGUUGCCAGACUGUCAACCUUGUUCUAGAAGAUCAUCAGGUUGGACAAGUCAAGUGCGGGGGUUGUGCAGUGUUGCUCAUGUACCCAUAUGGAGCACCAUCUGUCAGAUGUUGCUCUUGCCGCUCUGUGACAGAAAUUGGUGCUCACAACAGGCGACCCCCUCUAUCUGUGCAACAGGCUCGCCGACCGCUUUCUGUCAACCGUGUUCAUUAGAUAGCUAGUUACGCUCUAGACUUCUAGUUCUUUUUCCCAUUUAGUUAGCUGGACGUUGGUGCUGUGACUCGGCAUAUUUUGUUCCAUAAAUGAAGGCCUCACCUUGUCUAUUUUGAAUGUUGAGCCUUUCCUUGAUUGCAAAUUGUUACUACUGUAUUGUUAGCUUUUUUCCUGUAUCUGGAAUCUGGAUGCCUUCUUCUGAAGGCUACGGUAGUUUGAACUCCCGCCCACCAGUGUGGACAGAGUCCAGUGGCUAUUGUGCCACUGGUUUUUUAGUUGGAUGACUUGAGAAAAGCAUGUUCCCCACGUUGCAUGUUCAA